Phytomonas sp. EM1 is the source of this 828-nucleotide messenger RNA. NCBI's taxonomy places the organism in Eukaryota, Euglenozoa, Kinetoplastea, Trypanosomatida, Trypanosomatidae. The record is from the annotation of a GenBank genome assembly.
GCUUUAAAGAGUUAGUAAAAUUAACAUUUUUUUCACUGUAACAAUGGUAAGCCCUGAGGAUAGAUUUCCAUCAGAUACUCGUGUUGUCUUGAGAGGGCUUAAUGGCGAUUUUAAAGUGGAUAAAACAAAGUAUCAUAUUGUUCAAUGUAGUGAUGAGAAGUAUGUUGAGGUUUUGAUCGAGCAGGCAAAACAAUGUCCAUUCAUCACUCCUUCUACAAAUGAAAGUGGCAUAUUCUCAUUUAAGUACCCUGCUCCAGUGCUCGAAAACCUUGUCCGAUGGACGGCUAAGUAUGGUCUAGACGGGUUUGCAAACAGCAAAAUUGCCCGGCCUUGUAUUUACCGCGAAUUUUCCUGUGUUCUUACAGAUGAUUGGGAUUUUGAUUUUUUCAAUCGUAGACUGUGGACAUCGAAGAAUUACAAAUAUUUUCUUAUUACAAUGAAUGCUGCAGAAGAAUAUAAUAUAAAAGGUUUGUUGGAUCUAAUGGAAGCUGCUCUUAGCUGCAAGAUUCGCAGUGAAGAUGAAUCCACUAUUGUUAACGAAGUUAUGGGAAUUGAAAAGGAUGUCGAAAUAACAGACGAGCUCCUUAAUAAUGUUUCCGACACUUAUCCCUGGUUUCAGGAUUUAAUUACACCUUCGUGAUAUAUUACCAAGGGUGAAAAGUCGGUAAAAGGAUGUUGAUCUGUAACAAGGAUUCAAAGCAAAGCAAUAGAUACAAUAUUACAGGUUAUUUUACUGUGCUAUUCAUUUUUUUUUUAAAGGAAAAGAAAUUAAUUAAGGAAAUAUUUAAUGCUUGUUUCUAAGUACUGAGAAUUUUUGUAUUUAUUACU